GUUUCAAAAGCAAAACAAUGUGAGUUGCUUAUUACGUGAGUAAAUUGUGAAUUCCAGUUCUCAGUUUGGCCAUGCUUUAUCUGUACAUAAAGUAUACGGCAUAUAAUUAUAAAAAAAUAACUUCUAAGAAACAGUAUAUUCUUAAUUUGUUUAAAGAACAUGUUCUGAAAAUUAUUCGGAUUUUUGAAGUUUUAAAAAAACAACACUUAUUUUUUUUUUCACUUUCAUAGAAUAUAUAAAUUGCUAUUUCAGUGUUGAUGAAGUAUCAGACUUUCAAUACUCAGCUACAUAAAUUUCUAUCCAUAAAAAUUGUUUUCUUACUUUUUCAUCAGCAACUAAUAACAGAUUUUAUUUUAGAUAUAAAAAAUGCACUCAGAUAUAUAUGUUCUGCUUUACCACUCAGAAAUAAUACUUAAGUGAAUUUUAUGGCAUGGGCUAUACUUUCACAUCAUUUUGAGUUUAUUAACUUUCUUUAGAAUAUGGUCAGUUUUAUCUGGUUGCAUGUGUAGUCUCCCUUUUAUUUUUUGUUUAUUAUCUCUGUCUUUAAAAUGUAUUGAACUCGCAUUCUCUACAUUGAUUAUACAUUCUUUAUGAAAAUUAAUAUUUAGACAAAAUAAUGCAUAAGACAAUUAACAUUAUAUAAUAUUACAGAACUAAUUCUAGAAUGGCUACUAUGUGGAAAGCUAUCAAAUACUGCAUUUUUAAAGUAAAUAAUAGAAGCAUAUUUCUAUCGUAGUUAUAUGAGAACUGAAUAAUAUGAGAUUAUAGUAUAGUUAUACGAGAAUAUCUGAAAUAAUAUUUUCACAAGCCUACACAUAAUUUUCAAUACUUGGGUUUUCAAAGCAGAAAAAGUUGUAAAAUAAUACACAUCCAGAAAUAAGUGUCAAAAGUAGCUAGUUAUCUGAUACAUAUGUAGAUCAUAUGAGCAGGAAUGUGAUAUAUUAAUGCAUAUAUUAAAUCGGAUCGAAAAGUAAUUGCCCUGCGUUUUCGCAAUAGACGCACAUUACUCGGCUUUUAAUGCUAAUUUAGCAACAUAACAGAACAAAAUUAGCAGAUACCAAACAAAUAUAAACACAUCUUAAUCCCGUUUUUCCCCAUAUAUUUUCCUUUUCUCCCUAGCACCUAUUCCCCACAUAAUAUUUACUUCCGUUGGCAUAAUGAAAUGUCGCCCAUAUCUUUAAAGGAGCCAAGUUGGCGCAACCAAGGCUGUUCUCCGAACCUUGCCGCCCCACGCAAUUCCGCGGCUAAUCCGGAGUGUACCGUAUUUACAAUGAAUUAAUUUAUACGAACAUGCUGGCUCCACGUCUUAAAAUUUAAAUUUUAAGACUGAAAUAUUUUUAGACGUCAGCCUAACCAAAAUAAAAAAGCUGUUAAGGAAUUCUUAAAUUCUUUGCCAAAGCCGAAGAAGAACAAUUAUGCGACAUUCAUUGUCCAUCCCUUCUGAUUUGUAGGAGUGGCGGUAAAGUGGUAGUUUGAUUUGAAUAGUGUAGUUUAAUUAAGAGUAUAUUAUUCGAAAUGCUUAAGUUUCGAAGCGCAUGAAUUAAGACUUGAAUUUGCAUAGAACUAAAUCUUUUCAUAACUGAAAUUUAAUAAUUUUUUUAUCGCCAAAAUGAGCACAGUCGAUGCAUCUGAUAUUUCUCCUGAGACCACAUGGGAGCUCUAUGAGAUGUGUUUAGCAUUCUUGGAAGCUCCUUUCUAUCAUUUAGCAUUAGAGGCUGUUUUAUUGUUAAUGGUAAUCUGGUUGCUGUUUCAUAAGAGCUAUAAGCCUAAGGAGACAGAAUUAACUGAACAGGAGAAAGAGCAGUUAAUUUCAGAGUGGACACCCGAACCUUUAGUUCCAGAUUCUGAUGAAAAUCAUUACUCUUUGAAACCAAGAACUGUAUCUGGGAAAGUUGGAAAAUUCAUAGUUAUAGAUGGAGAAAAGAAAUGUUUGAAUGCAGCCACUCAUAAUUAUCUAGGCUUAGUAGAACAUCCAAAAUUAGAGACGGCAGCAUUAAAUUGCUUGAGAAAAUAUGGUGUGGGAUCUUGUGGACCAAGAGGAUUUUAUGGAACUGUUGAUAUUCAUUUGGAGCUGGAAGCAAAUCUCGCCCAGUUUAUGAAGGUGGAAGAAGCUGUAUUAUAUUCGUAUGGUUUUUCUACUAUAUCUAGUGCUAUACCAGCAUAUGCAAAGCAUGGAGAUGUUGUGUUUGUUGAUGCUGGUGUAAACUUUGCUAUACAAAAAGGCUUGGUUGGAUCUCGCAGUGAAAUCCACUUCUUCAAACAUAAUGAUCCUGAUGAUUUAGAAAGGCUCUUGAAAGAGCAAGCUGAACGAGAUAAACGUAAUCCAAGUAAAGCCAAAGUGACUAGGAGGUUUUUAGUUCUAGAAGGUAUAUAUAUCAACUAUGGAGAUAUAUGUCCUUUACCUAGAAUGGUUGAACUAAAGAACAAAUAUAAAGUAAGAAUAUUUAUUGAUGAAGCAUGUAGCUUUGGUGUUCUUGGAGCUACUGGACGAGGUGUUACAGAGCAUUUAAAUAUACCUAUAGAUGAAAUUGACCUUAUAACUGCUACCCUAGAAGCUGCAAUUCCGAGUUAUGGAGGGUUUUGUAUAGGCACCUCAUUUAUUGUUGAUCAUCAACGAUUAUCUGGUCUUGGGUACUGUUUCUCUGCUUCUUUGCCACCUCUUCAAGCAGGAGUCGCUAUAGCUGCUUUGGAAAUUUUAAACUCUUCUCCUGAUAUUGUACAUGACCUGAAAGAAAAUUGUAUAUACAUGCAAGAACAUCUUCUCAAGAUUCCUGAACUAACUAUAUGUUGUGAUACUCUGUCACCGAUAAAGCAUCUAUAUCUUGCCGAACCCCUUCCGAGGGAACAGGCUUUAAAAAAGCUGAACGACAUUGUUAAUUAUGUGAGUAAUACAUCUGUUUUUUUUUCCAUAAAUUGAAUAAUUAGAUGUGAU
Messenger RNA from Stegodyphus dumicola, 2932 nucleotides. It is a transcript of the gene Spt-I, whose product is annotated as serine palmitoyltransferase subunit I. Gene Ontology annotation, cellular component: endoplasmic reticulum. The record is from RefSeq and is a predicted model, not a curated record. Gene Ontology annotation, biological process: ceramide biosynthetic process; sphingosine biosynthetic process. Lineage: Eukaryota; Metazoa; Arthropoda; Arachnida; Araneae; Eresidae. Gene Ontology annotation, molecular function: serine C-palmitoyltransferase activity; pyridoxal phosphate binding.